Messenger RNA from Trichomonas vaginalis G3, 603 nucleotides. Its product is annotated as universal ribosomal protein uL13 family. Gene Ontology annotation, molecular function: mRNA binding; structural constituent of ribosome. The transcript has a single exon. NCBI's taxonomy places the organism in Eukaryota, Parabasalia, Trichomonadida, Trichomonadidae. Gene Ontology annotation, cellular component: cytosolic large ribosomal subunit; ribosome. Gene Ontology annotation, biological process: translation; negative regulation of translation. The record is from RefSeq and is a predicted model, not a curated record. The coding region runs from base 1 to 603 and encodes 200 amino acids.
AUGUCUGCCCCAAUUGUUAUUGAUGCUAAGGGCCACAUCCAGGGUCGCCUUGCCGCAGCCGUUGCUAAGCAGCUCCUUAAGGGCCGCAAAAUCGUCGUUGUUCGCGCCGAAGAAAUCGUAUUGAACGGCAAGCAUAAGUUCACUGUUCACACAUACGAGCGUUUCCUCAACAAGACAACAAACUCCAACCCACGUGACGGUCCAUUCCACCAACGUGCUCCACGCGAAAUUUUCGCUCGCGCUGUUCGUGGUAUGCUCCCAUACAAGACACACCGCGGUGCUGAAGCUUUCGAAAACCUCAAGGUCUUCGAGGGUGUUCCAGCUAAGUAUGUUACAUACAAGCGUGUUGUUAUUCCACACGCCCUCCGCUGCGUUUCCAUCCACACUGAUCGCCCAACAACAAAGCUUGGCGAACUCUCAACAACAAUGGGCUGGAAGUACGGCAAGGUUGUCGCUGAUCUCGAAGCUAAGCGCAAGGCUGAAUCCGCUAAGUACUACGAAGCCAAGAAGGCUGCUCAGGACAAGAAGGCCGCUGCCAUCGAGAAGGCUAACAAGCAACUCGGUGCUCAGGCUGUCAAGUUCCUUGAGACAUUCUCAGAGUAA